Molecule: messenger RNA, 2533 nt
Organism: Phlebotomus papatasi
Lineage: Eukaryota; Metazoa; Arthropoda; Insecta; Diptera; Psychodidae
Gene: papi
Product: tudor and KH domain-containing protein homolog
Exons: 2
Coding region: 184-1782 (532 amino acids)
Biological process (GO): spermatogenesis
Molecular function (GO): RNA binding
Source: RefSeq, a predicted model, not a curated record
AUCACGUGUUUGUUAUUGGCCAAGAUAGUGCAAAAGGCAUUGUUGACAAAUUGAAAGUUCUCGCGGAAUAUUUUCUCACGGAAUAUUUCCCAAUAUUGGUUAAUCCAUUCCCCCGCAAAAGUGAUAAAAGUUCCUCUGUGUAAAUUAUUUUAUGACUGUACUUUUCAAGCGCACGGACUGAAUAUGAAGGCGCCGGUACUUCCGAUGCUUUUGGGGAUAUCCCUGUGUGGCAUCAGCGGAGCCCUGCUGUAUGUCUAUCUCAGGAAACGCCGUGACGAAAGGAAGCCGGUGAAUGGGGCAAAAGCACAAAGUCGGGAGGAGGAGAGAGCAUCAGCGAUGGUGAGUAUUGAGAUUGUGGUGAGGAAUGAUGUGGUUCCGCUGUUGGUGGGUCGUGAGGGGGGAAGUUUGCGGGCCAUUGAGGACAAGACAAAAACCAAGAUUGCCUUCCGUGAGAAAGAUGACAGCAAUCAGACGUGCACAAUUCAGGGCAGUCCGGAAGCCGUGAAGGAUGCCCAGAAGAUUGUGAAGCAACUGGCAUCGAGGCCAUCAACGGUAGUGGAGAAGAUUCCUGUGCCCCAGAGUGCCUGCGGGAAGAUUAUUGGUCGCUGUGGGGAGGCUCUGCAGGAGAUCACGAGGAAAUCCCAGGCUAAAGUGUCUGUGGAGUCGGGAGAUCGAGGAGAUGGCUCAAGGAGAAUUGUACUGAUCACUGGGACUCAGGCCCAAGUAAAUACGGCCAAGUUGUUGAUAGAGGAAAAGGUGCAGGAAGAUGCUGAAGCCAGACGAUUGAUGGAGGAGACUCAGGCCAAAAGGGAACCACGACUGAAUCACCGAGGAGGCAGCAGCAACAGUAGCAAUUCUUCUCUGUCUCCCAAGGAAGUCAUCCCGCCCAAAGCUGAAAAACUCCGUUCGACAAAUUCUGACGGCCAGAUGGAAGUCUACGUGUCAGCCAUUUCCUCCCCAGGAAAAUUCUGGGUUCAGAUGAUUGGACCACAGUGCGCAGAACUGGAUCAUCUGGUGACCACAAUGACAGACUACUACGAUCAGAAGGCCAAUCAGGAGCUCCAUAGAAUCCGGGAGCCGUACCUGGGCCAAAUUGUUGCGGCUGUCUUCAAAUGGGACAGUAAAUGGUAUCGAGCCGAAGUUGUAGCCAUCCUGCCCAAUGAAUUCAACGACGGUAAGGUCGUCCUGGACAUUUACUUCCUGGACUACGGGGACAGUGCCUACGUGGAGACCAGUGAAGUGUAUCAACUGCGACCGGACUUCCUCACCCUUCGCUUUCAGGCCAUUGAAUGCUUCCUGGCCAAUGUAAAGCCAGCAUCAAUUGACAACAGUCCUCAGUGGAAUGCCAGAGCGAUCGAACGCUUCGAGGAACUCACUCAUGUGGCACAGUGGAAGAAACUCCUGUCCCGUGUGGUUAGUUACAGAGAAAAAAAUCCCACUGAGGGCACAGUCAAACGAGAGGGCUCUCCAGUUCCCGGAGUGGAACUUUUUGACACAACCGAAGACGGAGGGGACAUCAAUGUGGGCGCAGAAUUGGUAGCUGAAGGACUAGCCACCACAAUUGACAGAUACAGUGAACCAGAACUACCUGCAGCAUCCCCCAAGCAAAUGCCCCAAGCUCCUCCGCCACCGAGCCCUCCCAGACGAGAAAACAACGACCUAAAUGGACACAGCACUCCCCCUGCAAAAUCCACCAACCGGGACGAUACCCUGCGAUUCCUCAGUGCCGAGCGAUUGCAAAGAAAUAAUAAAGUUGCAAAUGGAGUCAGCGGAAAGACAUAAGAAAAAACAGCAGCUUCUGCAUCAUUUUCUGCCAUAACACUGCGAAAUUUGAGCUCUUUUUAUCUUUUGUUGAAGUAUAAAUCCCACAUAAAAUCCAAGCAACCCUUGGAGCAUUUUUUAACCCUUUCCGGACCGCAGCAUAUGCUGCAAGCCAAUUUCACAAUUUUUUAAUCAAAAAUAUUUAAGCUCAGGAAUUAAUUGAGGUCCUACAAAAAAUAUUUCACAUUUGGACAUCCUUAAAAACAUUGUUUUUCAUAGAAUAUUCAUAUGCUUCUUUGGGUACUCAGAGUCCCAAAAGAGACGAAAGAGUUAAACCUUCAUUUACUCUAAGUACACCGCAACGCUGUAAAAAGAAAAUGUUCCGAAUACUUAAAAAAAUACAUUUAUUUUGAUAAAAUUUAAACAACCAGUAUUUAAGUCCAGGGAUUUUCUGUUUGAGAGAUUUCACUUAUUUUUUUGUGUUGAUGUUAAAAUGUGUUGAAGUUAAAAUUUGUAUUUGAGAAGACGUGCCAAAUUUAUCUUUGAAAAAAAAAACUCUUAAGUAAUCAUGAUCAAAUUCAUUAAUGUGUGAAUUUUUAUUUUUAACUUAAUAUUUUUAAAAGCAUUGUUUCUAUUUUUGGAAAUUCUAUUUUAAAAAACAAAAUGUGUUACAUGAAAAUGGCUAUGAAACUUAUGAUUGAAAAUCUAUGAUCCUAUUGAUGAAAAAAAAGGGCAAAUAAUGGAAUUUUUAAUAAAGAAAAUAAAAUUAAAA